Messenger RNA from Nerophis lumbriciformis (worm pipefish), 1703 nucleotides. RefSeq lists its product as uncharacterized. NCBI's taxonomy places the organism in Eukaryota, Metazoa, Chordata, Actinopteri, Syngnathiformes, Syngnathidae. The record is from RefSeq and is a predicted model, not a curated record.
CUUGACUUGUUUUCCACCGGGCUUCAACCACAAUAAUCAGCGCGACGGCCCGGGGAGAGUGCAACUAACAUACAUGUUUAUCAUGUUUAUUUCAACGGUCUCUUCUCGGAGGCGUUCUGCAGGUUCUGUCGGAAUCUCCGCCAGCGGUAAAAGUUGCCUUUUGAGCGUUUGUUGGUGAAAGGGACGGCAGAGACGAGGUGGGCGUGUCCUUUCUUGGGUCUUGUAUAAAAAGCUUGUGAAACCUGUUGGCACCUGGCGACUUUUCACUCUCCUGUCACUCCUUGGAAUACUUCCAGUCUUUGUGUCCUCACCUUUAGACCACCGGAGGAGGGGAGAAAAAAAAAAAGAGCAUUGAUCCUCGCUUUUCUUCCCGGCACUCCACCUGCCGUCUUGCCCGGAAACAAAGAACUCUGCGAAAUUUUAGUUUUCCGUUUUGGGGAUUUUUUUGGGGGGCGGGGGGGGUCAAGAUGAUGCAGGAGGUGUCGGUCACCGUGUCUUGUGACGAGCAGAUGUCGGAGCAGAUGACGGAGGAGGAGAUUCUGGCCAGUCUGGUGGCAGAAACUGGACCCAUCUUUCCGGAGGUGCCGACCAAAAAAGCCAAACUGAAAGAAAGCCGUCUGCAAAUAAUGGAAGACGAGGAAGACCACUUGAACAAAUACCAGCUGGAGAACCGUCGUCUUCAGCAGGCCAGCCUCCGCCUGGAGCAGGAGAACGACAAUCUGGCCCACAAGCUCAUCACCAGCAAGGUGGCCCUCAGGAGCGCCCUGGACAAGGCGGAGGACAAGGUGGACACGCUCACCAGCGACCUCCAGCUGACACGCUGCCGUCUGAAGGCCGUGGAGGAAGAGAAGCAAAGGAUGGACGAUGAAGCGGCCAUGUUGAAGGAGGUGCUGCGGGGGGAGCUGGAAAGGGCGGAGCAGGAGGCCAAAAGGUCGUCGGGCAUCAUUGCGGACUACAAGCAGAUCUGCUCUCAGCUGACAACACGACUGGAAAGACAACAGCAGACACACUCAGAGGAAGUCCAGUCGCUCAAGAGCACGUUGAAGUCGUGUCGCGCUGGAGAGUCGGAGGAAGAAGACGAAGACUACGACAAAAUGUCCAUCACAACACCGUCGCCGGUAGACGGCGUCCUGUCCUUCCCGGGCUGGAACAAGAAACAUGGCGGUCUGAGUGAGGCGGAGCACAGGAGAGAAGAGCAGGAAAAAGCUUCCUUCAAGGCUCAGAUCAGACAACUGGAGAAGGAGCUGGCUCAGACCAAACUACAGAUGGUGCAGGCCAACUGCAGGACCCAGGAGCUGGAGCACGAGAGAGGCAUCCUGGCCAACGACCUCCAGGAAGCCAAGAACAACUGGAUCAGCAAGGCCUUCACCUCGCUGCGUACGUCCGCCGACGGAGCUCCGACGUCAGGCUGGAGCCUCAACACCAGCUCCUUGUCUGGAUGGAAGCUGUCAUGGCCGCACAACAAAGACAGUCAAAAAGACACGAGCUGACGACAACACGCUAACGAACUAAGCUGUAAUAUACGUGAUGUGCACCGGAGCCAACGUGGAUCUUUUUUUUAUAUUUCUAUGAGGGGGAGAAGAGUGUUCGUACUCCGAGAAUGAAGUUGUGAUGUUUUGUACGUCAGCAAUGAUGAUUGUCACGUGAGUGCGGAUACAAGUGAGAACAAUAAAAGUGAGUGGAAAAUUGCUGCCUGUCAAAAA